Messenger RNA from Strongylus vulgaris, 150 nucleotides. The record is from the annotation of a GenBank genome assembly. Lineage: Eukaryota; Metazoa; Nematoda; Chromadorea; Rhabditida; Strongylidae.
GCAACCAUGUUCUUCCACACUAUGGGUGGCAUGGGAGGUAUGGGCCGAGGUCAAGAUGGCCCAGUUGACACCCGUCUUUAUGAUCUUUUGAAAGUGAAGCCGGAUGCUAGCGAAGACGAAAUUAAAAAGGUUAGUUUUUCUGUUGAAUAG